Pistacia vera is the source of this 513-nucleotide messenger RNA. RefSeq names its product putative invertase inhibitor. The coding region runs from base 1 to 513 and encodes 170 amino acids. The record is from RefSeq and is a predicted model, not a curated record. The transcript has 2 exons. Lineage: Eukaryota; Viridiplantae; Streptophyta; Magnoliopsida; Sapindales; Anacardiaceae. Gene Ontology annotation, molecular function: pectinesterase inhibitor activity. Gene Ontology annotation, biological process: negative regulation of catalytic activity.
AUGCAGCAGAUUGGCGAGCGAAGGUUUUCUUCAACCAGUUUAGAGGUUGCUUUAUCUUUUUCUUUUUCUGCAGCACCUUGCCUAACAAUGAAAAUACGCCAAACUCAGAACCAAGAAAUUUGUGAGAGCAUAUUACUGAGUGACAAUCGUACAAACUCUGCAGACCUCCCUCUGCUGUCACUUAUAUCAAUCGAGCUAGCCAUGAAACAAGUUGACAAGAACUAUCAAGCUUUCUGUCAAUUUCAUGACAACACUACUGAUCCGGGAUUGAAGAUUUCUUUUGAAAAUUGUGUAAGAAUUUACCAAAAUAUGAAAGACAUUAUCCGAAAAGAUUACAAGCUGUCACAACAGAAACAGUAUAAGAGCAUUUGUGAUUUGGGAAAGUUGACAACAUUGGCUUACGAUUGCGAGAAUGGCCUCCCUUCAAACUCACCAACUGCUGCUAUCACUGAAGAUAUGCUCCUUCAUGCACAAACUGUAGCCUAUACCAACUCAUUUGUUGCCGGCUCUUAG